GUUGUUUAACUGUAGAUGUCUAGGGAGCAGACCAGCGAUCGUAGUCAUCUUCCAUCUAGUCGAGGUCGAGGUCGUUAUCAUCAUCAACCUGGAUCCAAUAGAUUGUCAGUGGAUCAUACUUCGCCUCACAGCACAUCCGCAUCUCCCUCCUCUGUCAAUUCACUUCACCCGCAUAUCGCAUCCUAUCCACACAGGAUAUCACCUCCCCAUUUAUACACCUCUGAGAUGUGGACGCAGCAUCCAUCAUCGCCCUUCUUCCCUCAAAACAUGCCCCCUACCCCACCUACACCCACCACCAAUAUCCCGCCAACAGACACGCAAGCAGCUGGUGCCUCAUCCCAGCAGGCUGGGGCGACAGAUAUGGAUCAUAAAAUCUGGAUACGACCAUAUACCGACUCUGCUUUUGAGCCUUCUUCCAUUCAUAGGAGGAUGACUAAGAUUUUGAAGAGCAAGUACGAGCAUCUUUGCAACACAUGGAAGAGUGUUCCUCAAGAGCAAAAGGAUAUAUAUUUUGAGGAGUUCACAAAAAAUUUUAGAUGGGAUCCUGCAAAUGAGUGUGAAGUAAUAAAAGUGUGGAAUAUGAAGAAUGCGGGGUUAUUCCGGGGAAUGAUGGAGAAGGUUCGGAAGGGGGAUGACAUUGGUGAAUGGAUUCCUGAGAGCAUUAGAGGUCAACUUCGCGAGAUUUGGGCGGAUCCAGAGUAUGUGAAGAAAAGGGAGAAGGGAAAGAUGAACCGCUCCUCUAGCGCUGGUGGGACCACUCAUACUGGCGGCUCUAUUUCACACUCAGAGCAUUAUAAGAGAUUGCUAGAAGAAUUAGGUCGGGAACCCACCAGUAUUGAGCUCUUUCUUCGUACCCAUCAGAAAAAGGGUACGCAAGAUCUCGUCGAUACACGAGCAACAAAAGCUGUGAUGACUACAAUAGGUUGAUGGCUUCUCGAUCAUUGAGCUCUGAUGCUGGUAGCGAGGCAGCUUUUCAGCCAGCGGAUGAGACUUCAAUAUUCAUAGAGGCGGUUGGGGGGUACAACAAGAAAGGUCGUGUUUACGGUCUUGGAUCAGAGUCGCGUCGUUUGCGCUACUCAUCAUCUCCCUCCUUCGGAUCACAGUCUCAGUAUAGCCAGCAGGAGAUGGAGGAGCGCGUGGCUCGGAUGAACGCCGAGUUACAUGAACAACUUUUAGAUCAGCGACAUACGAUUGUUACCCUGGAGCAACGGUUAGAGUCACAAGACCAGAGGAUGAUUGAACAAG
Messenger RNA from Tripterygium wilfordii, 1245 nucleotides. RefSeq lists its product as uncharacterized. Lineage: Eukaryota; Viridiplantae; Streptophyta; Magnoliopsida; Celastrales; Celastraceae. The record is from RefSeq and is a predicted model, not a curated record. Bases 16 to 927 code for a protein of 303 amino acids. The transcript has 5 exons.